AGAGAGAAUCUGUGAUUUCUAAUUUAAAGAAAUCUACCAGAACAAUGAACAGCCUCUACUUGGUCGGGGGGAACCUCGUGGCUAACGCCGAGCUCAGGAAAAGGUUGGGAGGCAGAGACCCAGGGGUCGAGAUACAGAUGGUCGUGGAGGAUAUUUUUGCAGGCUGGAAGAAGGAUGAAGCUGAGGUUGAAACUGAAGAGAAAAUUGUGAAAAAUGAUGAUUACAUUCAGGAAAAAUUCGAAAGAAAUCAGCUGAAGAUCACUUUGAAAGUGUUUUUGCAUGACUUUAACGUUGAUAAUCUGAAGAAAGCAGUUAAUGCUGCUCUGGAGCAGUUGAAGACAGAUCAUGUUGACAAUCUUUUCAUUGCUGUUCCUACAGAUGCAGUACACGUCAUUGGUAUUGGAAGUGGGACGGGAACCGGAUUAGUACACACUGAAGCUCUCUCCUCCCUGCAGAACGUGUGGAGUGUGGUUGAGGAAAUGAUCGGAGCAGGACGGGUUGGAGGAGCUGGACUCUGUGAUCUUCGUCCUUCUGCAUUUAUAUCUUUGUACAAUCAAGCCACAGUUAAACCAACUAGUAUUCAGGUUAACCUGAAGAGUUGUUGUGUAGUUCCAGAGGAACUAACUGAGUUCGCUAAACUUAACAAAGUUACUCUUCUCACACACUCAGAUCCAGAGGAGCUUCUUCCCGAGGAUAGUUUACGAAUCCUUCUGUAUCCUCAUCUCCAGAGAGAAGCAGGACAUUUCUCUGCUAACUGGAUAUCCAGGUAUCUGGUUCAAGUCAAGGACAGAGGAGUACUAAUGGAUAAAAGAUAUUUGAUUCAUCUUACAAAAUAAAAAAAUUAUUGUAUGUUUAUCUACUUUUGGCAUUCUAAUUGCCUAUUAUUUUUUUUUGCUAUUGUGCUGUAUAAAUACAGUUUUUGUAUUGUUUUAUCAACAAAUGUGAUUUGAAUUUGUAUCUUAACAAGAUCUGAAAUUUGAUAAUAUAAAUCUAUUCCCGGUA
Messenger RNA from Eurytemora carolleeae, 1002 nucleotides. RefSeq names its product glutamate--cysteine ligase regulatory subunit (gene Gclm). Gene Ontology annotation, cellular component: glutamate-cysteine ligase complex. Gene Ontology annotation, molecular function: enzyme regulator activity; glutamate-cysteine ligase catalytic subunit binding. The transcript has 7 exons. Gene Ontology annotation, biological process: glutathione biosynthetic process. Bases 45 to 836 code for a protein of 263 amino acids. NCBI's taxonomy places the organism in Eukaryota, Metazoa, Arthropoda, Copepoda, Calanoida, Temoridae. The record is from RefSeq and is a predicted model, not a curated record.